GCCCACCCAGAGACACUGUUGCACCUAGGGCAGUCCAGGAGUGAAUGUAGCACCCCAGGCCCCAGCCCUCCACCAGGAGGACAGUCCCAUGCAUUCACUGCUAAUAAGCACUGGAUGCGGAUGGCAGAUCAUGUGACCCCAGCUGGAAGUUCAUCCUGAAGUCUCGCUGAAAUACCUCCUGCUGCAGCCAGCCUGGGGCUGCACGAGUGUGGCUGGGCAGGUUUUGUUCCCCUGGUGCCCUCCGUCCUCGGGGAGGCUUCUGGGAAUAAAGUCCCAUUAACAGAGGUGCAGAAGGCCCCUAGAGUCAGUCUCUGUUCCAGGACCCUUCUCUUUUCAGGCUGGGGCUGAAGUCAGGGCCCAGAGGCUGCCACUGGACAGGUGCCGCGAAGGGGCAUCAGCUAGGGCCUGGGGAGACCUAGGUGUCACUUCUUGCAGAAAGCAGGGAAAGGGGCAGACCCACAGUGAGAGAGAGGUGGUUGGACUCUGGCCAUGAGAACUGCACCAGCUGAGGCCCCCUCUGCCGGAGUUGCUCAGGGCAGUGAACCUUGGAAGCCCCAGGCUGGUCCUGAUGUUUGGCGUGUGGCACAGUGACCAGGAGGAGGGACACAGGUCUGGUGGGAAGGGAGGGAACCUGGAUAUGUCCGGCUCUGAGACUCGACUGUCACGGCCCCCUGUGCCAAGGCCUCCCAUCCCCUGCCCUGCCCGGACCCCGUUCCUGGGAUCGGAGGGAGCCCCCAGCCCCACCCCACUUUCUCCCAGGUCCACAGCUUCCCCAGGCCAGUGGAGCAGAGUGUAGGCCAGCUUGGGUCCUACACCACUAGCCAAGGGGGCUGAGGGGAGGCAGGGAGGAGGGCAUUUGGGGAGCCCAGUGAGGGAAGAUGAGCUGACCUGUGUGAGUGCAGGGUCCCUGCCUCCCAGAGUCGCCACCCACCGGUCUCUCCUCAGCCUCCUUAGUGUGACGAUUUCUGCCUCCAGAAGCAUCCCUGGGUGACAGUGAGCCGGACAGCUCCAAGAGCCUGCCUAGGUGUGAGGGGGAGACACAGUCCCAUCCCCCCAUGCUUGACAGUCCUGGCAGCUGUCCCUGAAGGUAGUGAGUCCCCAUUUCUAGGUGCUGAGCAGAAGGUAAUGUGGUGAGGAUGCUGUCAGUUGAGAGUUGGGAGUGGCCCGGGACUCCCUGGUCCCGUCUGUGCUCGGGGACAGGAAUGUGCUGCAUAGAGGCACUGGGUGUGGGAGCUCGUGUGUGUAAGAAGCCUGAAGCUGACCCCUGGGGUACCGGAGUCCUGGGGUUCUCAGGGGAUCCUGCAUACAGAGGACAAGGAUGUACGUGUACUCUAGUGUAUGUCCAGCCCACAUGUGUGCACAUAUUCACGCGCGGGUACUUGCACACAGGGCAAGUGGAUUGCGGGUAAGGAGCACCAGCCCCGUGUGUGGAGUGGGUGUGCAAAGGGGUGUGUUCUGGCAUGCACAGAGGGCAGUGUGCACGCAGCACCGGAGCCAGGCGUGCUGUGUCCCAGGGGAGGGUGGCUGCCUGGUGCCUCUUGGAAGGUGUGGGCCUGGGAGGAGCCUUCUUCUGACUUUGGACUUGGAAACUGCUUCCUCCUGGACUCAAAGACCUUUGAAGAGGGUGUAUGGGGCUGUACUAGGGGGCAUCCUGUCCCCAGCCCUGCCUCUCACCCCCCAACCCCUAGGCACUGGAAUAGCAGGGCCACAGGUACUCAGGAGGGCUUGGCAUGUGGGGCCAUGAAAGAAGAGGCGUGGAACCAACACCAUCCACAUUUCCUUACCUCUGUUCCCACAUGGCCAGUGCUGGCCCCACUGAUCUGCAUCAGGCUGUCCUUAGUGUCUCUGCUCCCCACCCCACCCAACCUGCCCCAUCCCUGGCAUAGCUGAGCCCCAAUCCUUAGCAUCUGGAGAGACAGAGGUGAGGGACAUGUCCCCCUGGGAGUUGUAGGUCCAAGGAGACCCUAUGGGUGAGGAUGCUCUCCCGGAGGCCAGCACGGCACAGAGGCUUCCUGCAGGAGGGGGCACUUGGCCAGCCCUUUACAGUACAGAGAAGGCCUCUGAGGGGGCGGGGAGCCAGUGAGCUGCAGGGAGCGUGCUGGGCACAGCAGGUACUGGGAGUGGAAAGGAAGGUUAGGACCAGGUAGGGCAGAGGAGCGGAGGGGCUGAGAGGACUGGGCUCUGCACUGCCGGGCACCUGCUGGGGUGGGUAGGAGAGAGCAGGGAGGGGCGCGUGCCCACUCUGCAGAGGAGCCUGCUUCAUGGUGGUGGCUGCCGCAGGAGCAGCGGUUGCCUGGCACCUCUGCUGUUGCCAUGGUGACAAUGGAGGUGCUAACUUGCUAAUGAAUCCCCUUCGGCUGCAAAUAACAAUACUGUUGUGGGUGAUAGGCCCAGCUCCAGCUCAGCAUUGCUUAGGAGGCAGAGCAGGGCCAGGUAAAGGCCAGGACCCAUCCUCCCACCCCUCCAGCCCCUGCCCACCGCCCUGCAGCUGGACUUGCCCUCCUCCCUCCCCUCCCUCUGGGUCUCAGACCUGGCUGGCUGCACCGAGGUCUCUCAUGGCAGUGUCAGGACUCAAGGCUGUAUGAAGGCUAGGCCCUGGCUGCAGGGAGGGCGAGGGCCUCUCUUCACACCUGCCCUCUUCUCUGCACUGGGGGGUAUUUGCUUCUGUUGUUUUCAGUGAGAGAGAAUCCACCCCCACUUAACGGAUGAGGACAUUGAGGCUGGGGCGGCUCUUCAAAAGACCCCCAGCCCAAGUGUCCCUGCCACUGCGGCCUUCUCGGGGUUCUGGGUCUCUAAGCUGGGCCCUUGGGUGUCGUAUGGGGCACCUGGAGCCGCUGUCUCACCAGGACCACACAUCUGGGCCCUGGCCUCUCACCACCUGCGCAAGGCUCAGGUAGAACUCGGGAACGACAGACAGCUCAUCGAGGCCCCCCUGUAAGCAGUCAGGGAUCCCCCUGGCAGGCAGAGACCCUCCACAGCAGGCAGGCAGCAGGCCCUUUUGCUGUCGAACUUGCUGGGUCUGGCCCUGGAGAGGACUCCCAGGCCUCGUUCCCCACCCUGUGGUGGAGGCUGGAGCACCGGCCCAGGAACGGUCCGGCACCAUGUGCUAGGUCACUCCCAGCACGAGGCCACACCUGCGCCGUCGGAGCAGCCCCUCCUCACUUCAGGGGUCACCCUCCCCAGCACCCAUUGCCCCACCAUGGCCGGGGACCAGCUCCCAAGGAAGGUGAUGGAUGCCAAGAAGCUGGCCAGCCUGCUGCGGGGCGGGCCUGGGGGGCCGCUGGUCAUCGACAGCCGCUCCUUCGUGGAGUACAACAGCUGGCAUGUGCUCAGCUCCGUCAACAUCUGCUGCUCCAAGCUGGUGAAGCGGCGGCUGCAGCAGGGCAAGGUGACCAUUGCGGAGCUCAUCCAGCCAGCUGCACGCAGCCAGGUGGAGGCCACGGAGCCACAGGACGUGGUGGUCUAUGACCAGAGCACACGGGAUGCCAGCGUGCUCGCUGCAGACAGCUUCCUCUCCAUCCUGCUGAGCAAGCUGGACGGCUGCUUCGACAGUGUGGCCAUCCUCACUGGGGGCUUCGCCACCUUCUCCUCCUGCUUCCCCGGUCUCUGCGAGGGCAAGCCUGCUGCCCUGCUACCCAUGAGCCUCUCCCAGCCCUGCCUGCCUGUGCCCAGCGUGGGCCUGACCCGCAUCCUGCCUCACCUCUACUUGGGCUCGCAGAAAGACGUCCUAAACAAGGAUCUGAUGACGCAAAAUGGAAUAAGCUACGUCCUCAACGCCAGCAACUCCUGCCCCAAGCCUGACUUCAUCUGCGAGAGCCGCUUCAUGAGGGUCCCCAUCAAUGACAACUACUGUGAAAAACUGCUGCCCUGGCUGGAUAAGUCCAUUGAGUUCAUUGAUAAAGCCAAGCUCUCCAGCUGCCAAGUCAUUGUCCACUGUCUGGCCGGUAUCUCCCGCUCUGCCACCAUCGCCAUCGCCUACAUCAUGAAGACCAUGGGCAUGUCCUCUGACGACGCCUACAGGUUCGUGAAGGACAGGCGCCCGUCUAUCUCGCCCAACUUCAACUUCCUGGGCCAGCUGCUGGAGUACGAGCGCAGCCUGAAGCUGCUGGCCGCCCUGCAGGGCGACCCGGGCACCCCCUCAGGGACGCCGGAGCCUCUGCCCAGUCCUGCCGCCGGGGCCCCGCUGCCACGGCUGCCACCAUCUACCUCAGAGAGCGCUGCCACAGGGAAUGCGGCUGCCAGAGAGGGCGGCCCGAGCGCGGGCGGGGAGGCCCCCGCGCCCCCCACGCCCCCGGCGACCAGCGCGCUGCAGCAGGGCCUGCGCGGCCUGCACCUCUCCUCGGACCGCCUGCAGGACACUAACCGCCUCAAGCGCUCCUUCUCCCUGGACAUCAAGUCGGCCUACGCCCCUAGCAGGCGGCCCGACGGCCCCGGGCCCCCUGACCCCGGCGAGGCACCGAAGCUCUGCAAGCUGGACAGCCCGUCGGGGGCCGCGCUGGGCCUGCCCUCGCCCAGCCCAGACAGCCCGGACGCCGCGCCCGAGGGACGCCCAAGGCACCGCCGGCGGCCCCGGCCCCCCGCCGGCUCCCCCGCGCGCUCCCCAGCGCACAGCCUCGGCCUGAACUUCGGCGACGCGGCCCGGCAGACUCCGCGGCACGGCCUCUCGGCCCUGUCGGCACCUGGGCUGCCCGGCCCUGGCCAGCCGGCCGGCCCCGGGGCCUGGGCACCGCCGCUCGACUCCCCGGGCACGCCAUCGCCCGACGGGCCCUGGUGCUUCAGCCCCGAGGGCGCACAGGGGGCGGGCGGGGUGCUGUUUGCGCCCUUCGGCCGGGCGGGCGCCCCGGGACCAGGCGGCGGCAGCGACCUGCGGCGGCGGGAGGCUGCGAGGGCUGAGCCCCGGGACGCGCGGACCGGCUGGCCCGAGGAGCCGGCCCCGGAGACGCAGUUCAAGCGUCGCAGCUGCCAGAUGGAGUUUGAGGAGGGCAUGGUGGAGGGGCGUGCACGCGGCGAGGAGCUGGCCGCCCUGGGCAAGCAGGCGAGCUUCUCGGGCAGCGUGGAGGUCAUUGAAGUGUCCUGACCCCUCCGCUACCCUCGGCUCCGCUGCCCGCAGCCAGGCCCGUUAUAAAUAUAUAUUAUAUAUAAUGCUAAGAAAGGUAAAUGGUUUUACUGGGAUUUUUAUCGAGAAGUAAAUAUUUCGAUUUUUUAUUUA
Symphalangus syndactylus (siamang) is the source of this 5209-nucleotide messenger RNA. RefSeq names its product dual specificity phosphatase 8 (gene DUSP8). Gene Ontology annotation, cellular component: cytoplasm. The record is from RefSeq and is a predicted model, not a curated record. Gene Ontology annotation, molecular function: MAP kinase tyrosine phosphatase activity; MAP kinase tyrosine/serine/threonine phosphatase activity; protein tyrosine/threonine phosphatase activity. Lineage: Eukaryota; Metazoa; Chordata; Mammalia; Primates; Hylobatidae. Gene Ontology annotation, biological process: peptidyl-tyrosine dephosphorylation; negative regulation of MAPK cascade.